CAAAAAAUCGCUACCCGAAACAAUGGGCGAUAUUUAUGAUGCGGUAAAUGAAAAUCUUUUACGUUUGUCGGCGGAAAGGAAAUCCACGUCAAUGGGUAAUAAUAACAACAAAUGGAGAAAAGAUUACUAUUAUUUUGUGGUGGAUACAAAUGUUCUGCUGGAUCAUCUAAGCUUUAUUGAAGAUUUAACUAAAUUGAAAUUGUGUGAUACCCAAGGCAGUAUGCUCUACAUACCCUAUGGCGUUUUACAGGAAUUGGAUAAACUAAAAAUUCGUUCCGGCUGCAAGGAGGGUGUUAAAACUUUAGCUGUGCGUGCCAUUAAAUAUCUGAAUAAGAAAUUGGAAAAUAAAUCACAAAAUAUAUUGGCCCAAACUGCCUUAGAGGAACGUCAUCAUCUAAUCGAUGUCAAUUCGGCCGAUGACAGUAUCAUUAAUUGUUGUCUACAAGCCAAGGCUCAAGUGCCCAAUCUCCUACUGCUCACCGAAGAUGUAAAUUUACGCAAUAAAGCCAUAUGCAAUAAUAUUUUAGUUGCCACAAAAUCGGAUUUGUUGUCAAAACCUAGUAAAGCACAAUCUUGACCCCCCUUGAAUUGGUUGCAAAA
Musca vetustissima is the source of this 600-nucleotide messenger RNA. RefSeq names its product transcriptional protein SWT1-like. The record is from RefSeq and is a predicted model, not a curated record. The transcript has 3 exons. Gene Ontology annotation, cellular component: nucleus. The coding region runs from base 23 to 577 and encodes 184 amino acids. Lineage: Eukaryota; Metazoa; Arthropoda; Insecta; Diptera; Muscidae.